This is a messenger RNA of Budorcas taxicolor (takin), 1569 nucleotides long. Its product is annotated as zinc finger protein OZF-like. The record is from RefSeq and is a predicted model, not a curated record. Gene Ontology annotation, biological process: regulation of transcription by RNA polymerase II. The transcript is spliced from 5 exons. Bases 1 to 1569 code for a protein of 522 amino acids. Lineage: Eukaryota; Metazoa; Chordata; Mammalia; Artiodactyla; Bovidae. Gene Ontology annotation, molecular function: DNA-binding transcription factor activity, RNA polymerase II-specific; RNA polymerase II cis-regulatory region sequence-specific DNA binding.
AUGGCUGUAUGGAUGCCUUUGAAGGUAUUUUCUCAAUAUGCAGAUGUGAGUUUGAGACGUCCUAUCCCCACAGAAGACGCAGAGCAGGAGGAAGAGGAGGAGGAAAUGGCAGCUUCUCAGGGACGGCUGACAUUCCAGGAUGUGGCUAUAGACUUCAGUCAAGAGGAGUGGGAACGCCUGGACCUCAGUCAGCGAGAAUUGUACAGGGAUGUGAUGUUAGAGAACUACAGGAACCUGGCCUCCUUGGGUUUUCCACUAAAUGAGAGUACACACACUGGAGAGAAGACUUACAAUUGUGAAUAUGGUGAGGUCUCUAAUCAGUCUUCAAAUCUCACUCAACAGCAGAGUAUUCAGAAUCCGCAGAAAAGUUACAAGUGUAAGAAAUGUGAGAAAGCCUUUACUACCCCAUCCAGUCUAAGUAGACACAGGAAAAUUCAUUCAGGAUGGAAACCUUUCAAAUAUACAGAGUGUGGCAACACCUCUAAUCAGAAUUCAGAGCUUAGUCAAGAUCAGCAAAUCCACAGUGGCAAGAAACCUUAUGAAUGUAAAGAAUGUGAAAAAGCAUUUAGGUCUUCCUCAGACAUAAGUCGACAUCAGCGAAUUCACACUGGGGAGAAGCAUUAUAAAUGUACAAAGUGUGGCAAAGCCAUUAAUCAGAAGUCACAUCUUACUGAUCACCAGAGAAUUCAUACUGGAGAGAAGUCUUAUAAAUGUAAAGAAUGCGGAAAAGCCUUCAGUCAAAACUCAACUCUUACUCAACACCAGCGAAUUCAUACUGGAGAGAAGCCUUAUAAAUGUAAGGAUUGUGGCAAAGAAUUUAAGAAGUGCUCAGGUCUUACUUACCAUCAGAGAAUUCAUACUGGAGAGAAACCUUAUAAAUGUAAGGAUUGUGGCAAAGAAUUUAAGAAGUGCUCACGUCUUACUUACCAUCAGAGAAUUCAUACUGGAGAGAAACCUUAUAAAUGUAAGGAUUGUGGCAAGGAAUUUAGGAAGUGCUCAGGUCUUACUUACCAUCAGAGAAUUCAUACUGGAGAGAAACCUUAUAAAUGUACAGAAUGUGGGAAAUCCUUUAGUCAGAUCUCAACUCUUACUCAACACCAAAGAAUUCAUACUGGGGAAAGGCCUUAUAAAUGUAAAAAUUGUGGCAAAGGCUUUAGCAAGCACUCAGCUCUUACUUGCCAUCAGAGAAUUCAUACUGGAGAGAAGCCUUACAAAUGUACAGAGUGUGGGAAAUACUUUCGUCAGAACUCAACUCUUACUCAACACCAGCGAAUUCAUACUGGAGAGAAGCCUUAUAAAUGUAAAGAAUGUGGAAAAGCCUUCAGUCACUACUCAACUCUUACUCAACACCAGCGAAUUCAUACUGGAGAGAAGCCUUAUAAAUGUAAAGAAUGCGGAAAAGCCUUCAGUCACUACUCAAGUCUUGCUCAACACCAGCGAAGUCAUACUGGAGAGAAACCUUAUAAAUUGAGGACCGGCUCUUUAGAUCACUUCUCCCUUGUGUCCCAGAACCUUGUCUCCCUUGCUGUAUCCUGGCUUUCUAUAGAGCAUGAUGAGUUCUCAACCUGA